This is a messenger RNA of Chelmon rostratus (copperband butterflyfish), 2828 nucleotides long. Its product is annotated as beta-1,3-galactosyl-O-glycosyl-glycoprotein beta-1,6-N-acetylglucosaminyltransferase-like. Lineage: Eukaryota; Metazoa; Chordata; Actinopteri; Chaetodontiformes; Chaetodontidae. Gene Ontology annotation, cellular component: membrane. The record is from RefSeq and is a predicted model, not a curated record. Gene Ontology annotation, molecular function: beta-1,3-galactosyl-O-glycosyl-glycoprotein beta-1,6-N-acetylglucosaminyltransferase activity. The transcript has 5 exons. The coding region runs from base 533 to 1825 and encodes 430 amino acids.
AUUUACAUACGUAUAGACCAGAACAAGUGCAUCCGGCAGCUUUAGAAAUAUCAGUAAUGAGAGAAAUGGACAACGAAGAAGAAAGGAGAUUCAGUUCUGAAGUACUUUUUUUAAGGACACAGGGCCAAUAACAUGUGAAUGACUAAUCUGUCUCGGUCCAUAAUAAGAGGAACUGAUCUACACAUAAACAACAUUACUCCAAAAACAUAAUGUAGAGUCAUGGUGACGUGCAGUAAAACACAGAAUGUAGAAAUAAGUAGAAAAUCAUCUAUAAAGUGCCAGGCGACACAUGUUUGUCACAUUUUGAUUUUAUAUUAAAAUGAAUCUAAAUUAAUUAUAAAAGAACUCAGCAGUGCAUGUAUGAGUUUUAUUGUAAUGAUUCAGGCCUUCAAAAAUGUUCGACACAUAAUGUUUUAGAGACAUAAAAAUAAGUCAGUGACUCAAUAAAAGGAACUUAAAGGCUAAGUGCAGCUGGAAUACACACAGAAGUCACACUGUAAACGCAUCUUAGUUGAGGUCGCCCUCUCAAAUAAUGAGGCUACUGAAACAAGGACGCCCGCUGCUGUUGCUGAAGCUCACUGUUGUACUGGGAUCGCUAUGGAUGCUUACCCUACUCAGUCGCCCCAAAACAGGCUGGGAUACUACCUACAUACUUGGGUACAGCUGGUUGGAGUAUACAGAUGCUGAUAGCGGCCCAGAGAAAGUGUGCAACUGCUCAGCAAUCCUGCAGGGAGAGAAGGAGGCACUGGUGCAGGCUAAACUACUGUCCAUCACUCGAGAUUUCCACAAGAGUGUUCGGAUCCCCAAUGAGUAUUAUAUCAAUGCAACCCAAGACUGCAGGAAAUUCAGGAUAAGCAGGAAAUACAUAUCAUUCCCCUUAAGCCAGGAGGAAGAGGACUUCCCUCUGGCUUACUCUAUGGUUGUGCAUCAUAAGGUGCAGAACUUUGAGCGACUGCUGCGAGCCAUCUACGCACCUCAAAAUAUCUACUGUGUCCAUGUGGACAAAAAAUCAGAGGCCUCAGUCUUCUCUGCCAUCAGGGCCAUUACCUCCUGUUUCCCAAAUGUCUUCAUGGUCAGCCAGGCUGUGGACGUGGUCUAUGCUGCAUGGCCACGUGUCCAGGCUGACCUUAACUGUAUGGCUGAUCUGUAUCACGCCAACACAAAAUGGAAAUACUUCAUCAAUCUUUGUGGCCAGGAUUUUCCUCUGAAAACCAACUUGGAGAUUGUAAGGUUGUUGCGUUCACUGAGGGGCGGCAACAGCUUGGAGUCAGAAAAAAUGUCAGAACGAAAGAAGUGGAGGGUGUCAAAUGUUCACCAGAUAGUUGAUGGACAAAUCCAGGGGAUAGGAAAGGCAAAGGAACCACCUCCAUUCAACCUGCCCAUUCUGUCAGGAAAUGCCUACAUUGUGGUUAACCGAGGCUACAUCCGCAGCGUGUUGGAGGACACCAGAGUACAGGCACUGAUCGAGUGGGCCAAAGACACCUACAGUCCUGAUGAGUUCCUCUGGGCAACUAUUCAACGAAUCCCCGGUGUUCCUGGAUCAACGUGGCCCAACCCCAAAUAUGACAUGACUGACAUCAAUGCGAUUGCACGACUGGUGAAGUGGCAGUGGCAUGAGGGGUCACAGGGUUCGCUGCAGGCGGUGUACCCAGAGUGUCACGGUAACCAUGUCAGGGCAAUAUGUGUGUAUGGUGCUGGAGACCUGCAGUGGAUGCUUGAGCAGCAUCACCUCUUUGCCAAUAAAUUUGACGUAGACACAGAUCCCAUUGCUGUCUACUGCUUGGAGAAGUAUCUGAGACAAAAGGCACUGGCUGAGUUAUAUUAGAUACAUGGGAAAUUUUUCUGCUAUAAAUGAUAGACAAUUUUCAAGGUAUUAUUUAAAUUUAGAAUGUAAUAAAAGCCAAAGUUCAUUUCAAUUGAAUUCAGUUUUAUGUAUAUAGUGCCAAAUCGCAGCCAAAGUUUUCAAAGUUUUUACACUUUCAUUACAGACCAAACUCUUUAUCUUCAGAGCCAAAAUUUCCCUCAUGAACAAGCAGGAAAAACUUUCUUUUAGCAGGCAGAAACCUCCAUCAGAGUCAGGUUGUGCAUUUUUAUUGUAUAUUACUCAUUUGUAUUCACUUUAACAUUAAAGAGUGUUUUGUUAACUGAUCAGUGUCAAAAAAGAUUCAAUAAUCCACUGUGAUUCAAUGUUAUAAAAAGACUAAAAUCACUGUGGAUAGGGUACUUUUGAUUGCUUUGCAAAGUGCAGUGUGUGCACUGUGGUGUAUGGUAUACUUUUUGCCUGCAAGACCGUUGUUGCAAGACAAUUCAUAAAUAUGCAAAAUGCCAAGAAUAGAAGACAAACACAUCCUUCCAGGUGGUCCAUGGCUAUGUUCAUGUCAUGAAAAGGCAAACAUUUUUAUUGAGGUGCAAUCGGGUGGUAAUAUCAAUAAAGCCACAAAAAUUAUUUUGAUGUUUUUGUUUUAGUAUUUAUGACUGGGCACUGCUGUUUACAAAAAUACUUUGUGUUAAUAGAUGUAACACAUCUCACUGGGAGAUAUUGUUAGCCAGCUGCAAUUAUGAAAAUAAUGCAGAAACAGAUGCCUGGGCUAAUUCAUCAUUUUAAUUAUUAUUUUUUUUUAUUUCUAACUGAUGUUUCAGGACACUCAUGUAAAUUGGUUAUAAAAUUUAUUAUUGAACUGUAAAAUAUCCUGCCUCAUUUACAUAGCACUGUGUUUUAUAACUACAUUUGAGGGUUCCGUGUGUAGUUCUUGAGUAAAUCUGCUAGAAAAAGUAUUUGGUUCUGUGUUGGUGGGCUGCAACUGAAAAUAAAUGAAAAGUGCAAGGUU